Messenger RNA from Aspergillus versicolor CBS 583.65, 762 nucleotides. RefSeq names its product SDR family NAD(P)-dependent oxidoreductase. Gene Ontology annotation, molecular function: oxidoreductase activity, acting on the CH-OH group of donors, NAD or NADP as acceptor. The record is from RefSeq and is a predicted model, not a curated record. Lineage: Eukaryota; Fungi; Ascomycota; Eurotiomycetes; Eurotiales; Aspergillaceae. Bases 1 to 762 code for a protein of 253 amino acids. The transcript has 2 exons.
AUGUCGCUCCAAGGCAAGGUCUACGCCGUGACAGGCGCAGCAAGUGGCAUCGGUCGCGCAACAGCAAAACUCAUAUCCGACCGCGGCGGCAUAGUCUGCCUCGCCGACGUCAACCGCGAUGCCCUGAGCGAGGUCGAGGCGUAUUUCGCCUCCAAGACACCUCCUGUUCAGUAUAUGGUCACCCAAGUGGACGUUUCAAACAAGGAACAGGUGGAAGCCUGGAUUGCCGAGAUCAAGGCAAAAUUCCAGCGCUUGGACGGUGCAGCGAAUGUUGCCGGCAUUGGCGGGAAGGACCAUGGGACUAAGACUGUCGCGGAGACUGAUGACAGUGAAUGGAAUAAGAUCAUCGGUAUCAAUCUGACGGGGGUCCUGUAUUGUCUUCGCGCGCAGCUGAACGUCAUCGAGGAUAAGGGGUCGAUUGUCAACAUGGCUUCCAUCCACUCCAAAAUAGGAAUGGCAAAUUACGGCGCAUACGCUGCGAGCAAGCACGGUGUACUGGGUCUCACUCAGGCUGCUGCAAAAGAGAAUGGCCACCGAGAAGUUCGCGUUAAUGCUGUUGCGCCAGGCCCAAUCUACACGGAAAUGAUGCAGGGGCACUGGGAUCGCAUUGGCCGACCUGCCGAUGCUCCAUUUGACGACCCUAUUGCGUUUCAGCGCCAGGGGACUCCUGAGGAGGUGGCGAAUGUAGUUCUUUUCCUGCUGGGGCCGGAGAGCUCGUUCGUUAGUGGAAGUUGUUAUUCGGUUGAUGGAGGUUGGCUGUGA